Molecule: messenger RNA, 1279 nt
Organism: Closterium sp. NIES-67
Lineage: Eukaryota; Viridiplantae; Streptophyta; Zygnematophyceae; Desmidiales; Closteriaceae
Source: the annotation of a GenBank genome assembly
CCCUCUCGGCUGGGUCAUUCGUUACCCCCCUGAGCAGGUUGGCUACUCCUGCUCGCUGCCGUUGCGCCUCAGUCAGCCAGCCCGAUCACCGCACCUUUCUAGAACCGUUCCGCCAAUCGUGCAUGCGACGUAGUCUGGCUCGUCGGCCUUCCGUCGGUAUCUCCCGCUAUCCAUCCGAGCUCUGGCCGUGUCGCGGCAGGAUCGAGGGACCUGAUAGUAACACAAUGUCUUGCCACUUCAGGAUUGCAGAGAAGUGGCUACUCGUCUCAAUUCUUACCUUUCUCUCUUCUCGCGGCGCUCACGCGUUCUACAACCAAGCCCCGAUCGAGCCCCAGCUGGGUACCGAGCGAGUCGUCUUUCAGACGGAGUUUGGGGACAUCGAGUUCGGAUUCUACCCGCAAGUGGCGCCUCGCACUGUAGCACACAUCUCUCGACUCGCGCAUCUUGGCUGCUAUGCCACCAACCACUUUUUCCGAGUGGACAAGGGCUUCGUGGCGCAGGUGGCGGACGUGGUGGGCGGGCGGCAGGUGCCCCUGAGCGCGCAGCAGCGGUGGGAGGCGGAGCAGACAGUCCCGGGGGAGUUCUCCGCGCUGCCCCACAGGCGGGGGACGCUCUCUAUGGCGCGGUACGACGACCCCAACAGCGGCACCUCCUCCUUCUCCAUGCUGCUCGGGGAUGCACCGCAUCUAGAUGGCAAGUAUGCGGUGUUUGGGCGGCUAACGGCAGGGGACGAGGUGCUGGCUCGGAUGGAGGCGCUACCAACAAGGACAGAGGGGAUCUUUGUCAUGCCUUUGAGUCGUAUAUCCAUUCUAGCAACCUAUGUGUAUGAUCUGCCUGGUGCUGUCCCUGACCCCAUCUGCCACGAGGACCGCGAGCUGCUGAGGAGGAAGCUAGUGCAGAUGGAUGACGAGCUGCAACGCACCAGAAUCAAGUGCUUGCCAUAAGUGACAUCUCGUCAUAUCAUGAGAAUUUCAGGAGCAGCACGAGUAGAGGAGCCUACCGUUCACUUUUGGAGCUGUGCUUGUGUGUUUCCCGGCCAGGCACGAGUCCCUCGUGCGAUUUUUUUCUAAGCUCCUGUUAUCAGUUAUUUAGGAGAUGGUGGGCAAUGAGCAUGUGUAUGCACGUCAGCAGCUUUGUUGCCUUCCUAGCUGGAGUUUGAUUCCUCUUCACAAAACCGGGCAUGCUCAUGCAUGAGGCUUGUUCUGGUUCUUCAAUCACUGGCUGGCGAAAUCUCAAGGUUAGAAGUGAACAGCCAUCAUUAUUGGACCUUGAGCCCUCA